Messenger RNA from Microdochium trichocladiopsis, 1300 nucleotides. RefSeq lists its product as uncharacterized. The transcript has a single exon. The record is from RefSeq and is a predicted model, not a curated record. Bases 109 to 1152 code for a protein of 347 amino acids. Lineage: Eukaryota; Fungi; Ascomycota; Sordariomycetes; Xylariales; Microdochiaceae. Gene Ontology annotation, molecular function: oxidoreductase activity, acting on a sulfur group of donors, disulfide as acceptor.
GGUAAAUCCGGGGUGCGAGACCCGUUGUUUUAGCAAUGGGCGUGCUUGGCAAAUCAUCUGAGACAGUGCCGCUUAGGUAAGCGUAGGUGUGUGCCUGGGUGCUCUUGCAUGCAGGCACGUACAGCACGGCUGGGGCUGGUGGAUUGCCGACUACAACUCCAACCCAUCAUCCAUCGUCAACAGAAACCCGCCCUUCCGCCUCGCUGGCCGAGUCGCCCAAACGCUCCCACCCAAAAGAUGGCGGCCAAGAACAUCCUCCCCACCGUCGAGGACUCGAAGCUCCCCGUCCGGGGACGCGCGCCCCGCCGGCACCGCGCCGUCGCCCUCUUCCUCAUCGCCACGAUCGUCCUCUACUGCCUCUAUAGCGGCAAGUAUACCGCGACCCGUGUCAGCCGCAUCGUCGUGCACCAGUCCACGUCAGACGUCCCCCUGCCAGUGCCGCAGAAGACGCUCAAAACCCCGGCAUUUCCAUACUUCACACCGGAUGCGGAUCUGCCAUCCGCUAACACGCACCUUGUGCCUUUGGAGGCGCACAUCAUGAGCAAGUGCCCCGACGCCAAGGACUGCCUGAAGGAGCUCGUCCUCCCCGCCAUGAUGCGCGUCUACGACAAGGUCAACUUUACGCUGUCGUACAUCGGCACCCCGACCGAGAACGACGGCGUCGAGUGCAAGCACGGCCCCAACGAGUGCAUGGGCAACAUUAUCGAGCUGUGCGCCGCCCACCUCUACCCGGACCCCAAGAUCUAUCUCGGCUUCACCAUGUGCCUCACCCGUGACUACAAGCUCAUUCCGCAGCGCGAGCUUGUGGAGGACUGUGCCCUCGAGCAUGGCAUCGACUUUGGCAAGCUCAACAACUGUGCCGCCCAGGACGAUGGCGCGUUGGGCAUGAGUAUGCUGCGCAGCAGUGUUCAGAGGACGGCCGCGGUAAGUCUCCGUUCGUCAUCAUGGGGUGUGCCUUUUAUCUGCUGUUGUCUACUCUAUUCUGACAUUGUCUCUCAUCCCCAACAGGCUGGAGUGACGAAGAGCUGCACCGUCCGUUUAGACGAGCAGAUCUACUGCAUAAGGGACGAUGGGGAAUGGUCCGACUGCCCCUCUGGCGCCGGCGUCAAUGACCUGGUCAUUGCUGUAGAGAAGAUUUACCGGAGGUCUUGAGCUUAAGCGGCAGAAAUACAUCAGUCCAGAGCUCCGAGGCCUCGCCCACCGUAUAGUUCAUUGUGACCGUGUCCAUGCCCGUCUCCUCGUCCCCUUGCAUGCCCUCGAGCUGCUCAAUGAUGCUGUCCAGUCCCACGGCCUUGCCGAC